Messenger RNA from Siniperca chuatsi (mandarin fish), 2805 nucleotides. RefSeq names its product even-skipped homeobox 1 (gene evx1). The record is from RefSeq and is a predicted model, not a curated record. The transcript has 3 exons. Gene Ontology annotation, cellular component: nucleus. Gene Ontology annotation, molecular function: DNA-binding transcription factor activity, RNA polymerase II-specific; RNA polymerase II cis-regulatory region sequence-specific DNA binding. NCBI's taxonomy places the organism in Eukaryota, Metazoa, Chordata, Actinopteri, Centrarchiformes, Sinipercidae. Gene Ontology annotation, biological process: regulation of transcription by RNA polymerase II. Bases 422 to 1549 code for a protein of 375 amino acids.
UAGAUAUAGAUGUUCUGUUUUUCAUAGCUGCUCGUUGUGCCACCCGACACCCCCCACCUUCAUCUCGACGCUGCCAUUUCACCGUCUGUUUACCCAUAACCAAUCAAUGCGUGUCGUCAUCUGGGGGGGAGACCAUCAUGACGACUGGCCUAUUAAGAAUGACAACUCUGGAGGAAGAGAGAGAGAGGGUAAAUGGUGAUCCCUCCCAGAGCUCCCUCUGCGCACUCUGGAGCGCUCUUCUCUCAGGGUCAGACCGGAUUGCAUCCCCUCUUUUCAAGAAGCCUCUCCUUCUCCUUGGGACUCAACCCCCCCACCCACCUCCACCACUACACAUACACACCCCUCCAACCUGAAAACCAUCGCCUUGGUUCUGACGGCUUGCACUCUCCCGCGAAGUCGAGGUUUUUAAGUCGUGCUUGUGAUGGAAAGCAGAGAGGAGAUGGUGAUGCUGGCGGAGGGAGGUCAGCGUGGCAAGAGCGGCUCUAAUUUGUCGGGAGCCAUCGGGAGCCCCGUGCGAGAACCGCAGGGAAAGCCUGGUCACAGGAGCUGUCUGAGCCCCGGCGCUGCGCCCUACUCCCGGGACAGAACGGAGGUGGUGAUGGAGGAGAGCGCACGGAGGAAUAUGUGCGCCGAUAUGAGGCCAGUUGGCACGUCUUCCUCCGGAGAGAGGCACCGGACUGAUCAUCUCCACAAAGACGGCAGCAGCUCAGACACCGAGUCGGACUUCUACGAGGAAAUUGAUGUCAGCUGCACGCCUGAAAGCAUGGAUUACCCAACAGCUAAAGGUCGAAAUGGGGAAUCUCCGGGUCACCCGAGUGAGACCGGUGCAGACCCGGGUAACAUUGUCCCGGGUCAGGGCUCUCUGUCCUAUUCAGCGGAUCAGAUUCGCCGGUACCGGACAGCGUUCACUCGGGAGCAGAUCGCACGGCUGGAGAAGGAAUUUUACCGGGAGAACUACGUGUCCAGGCCGCGGAGAUGCGAACUGGCGGCCGCCUUAAAUCUACCUGAAACCACAAUCAAGGUGUGGUUUCAGAACCGCAGGAUGAAAGACAAGCGACAGCGUCUGGCCAUGACGUGGCCUCACCCCGCAGACCCGGCCUUCUACACCUACAUGAUGAGCCACGCAGCGGCCACGGGGAACCUGCCCUACCCCUUCCCAUCCCACCUGCCGCUGCCUUACUACUCCCACCUGGGUGUCGGAGCUGGCGCGGCUCCGGCCGCCACCCCUUUCUCCAAUCCCCUGCGAUCCCUCGACAGUUUCCGGAUGCUGUCUCAUCCCUACCAGAGGCCGGAGCUUCUGUGUGCCUUCAGACACCCCUCCCUGUACCCGGGUCCGACCCACGGCCUCGGUCCCGGAGGAAGCCCCUGCUCCUGUCUGGCCUGUCACUCCAGUCAGUCCAACGGUAUCUCAACCAGGCCCUCCGGAUCGGACUUCGCUUGCUCCCCAACUAGCAGGACUGACGCUUUUGUCACUUUCACGCCUUCAGUGCUCAGCAAAUCCUCAUCUGUGACAUUAGACCAGAGGGAAGAAGUGCCUCUGACCAGAUAAAACCAAACAAACCAACUCUUGUCCUAUAUAAGCCUUUACCGUAAGCUUUUUAACCUAACAUAUUACAUGAUCAGGACUGAAACAGCAUGAAGAGGUAGCCUGUAAGCAGUGAAAACCAGCUUAAACUUGGGGCAAGAUAAUUAGCCAGAUCUUCAGCUAUGUGACGCACAACGGAUCUCCCAUUACUGAAAAAUAAUACUCCCGUUGCAGACAGUGGGCUGAAAUAUGACGGCAUGGACACAAAACCAGAUUUGAUUUUUAGAAGAUUCAUUUGAUGGGGAGGAUGCAGAGAAACGUUUAAAUCUCCGUGAUGGAUGGCGUUAAGGUUUUUAUCAUUACUUGUAUCUUCACGCGACCAAAUCGACCUACAUAGGCUAUUGUUAGUUACGCGAGAAUGAUGCUUUCCAUCUCUCUUUUUAACAAGGGGAUUUGUUAACAGACUGCGGCCGUCUCAUUAUAGAGCAGCUCUCCACACCGGAGCCCUCCACGGCGGACCGGGCCGAAAUGUGCAGAUGCUACUAAAAUUAGGAAGUGAUGUAUAUGUACGACCCGGUGAAUUUUGAGUGUUGAAUUAAUGAUAAUACCAGGAAGGGAUCGUUACUGCCAAAAGGUAACAAGGCACCAGGGGAACGGAUUACUACAGCCCGCACGGUUUGACGAGGGGGGAAGAGAAGAAGGACCCAGAAGAGGAUGGAGAGAGACAGAGGGAGGACAAUCAAAAUGGGGAAAAAAAUAAAAGAACAUUUAUAAAAAGGCCAGCAAACACUUUUCUCCCUUAACAAUACGAGAGCCAGUUCUUAUGAUGAAAAUGUGAUUAAUAUAUACCUAGGACUCUUAAAAUAUUUUUCUGGCUUUGCACUUCUACAAUGGCACCAGUUUAGUGGCAUUUUGGGGCGAAAGCGGACUAACAAGUGACUGAUUAUGUUUUUUUGUCUUUUUGGUUGUUUUUUUUAAUUUGUUUUGUUUUUUGGCUGGGUUGUCCUCAACGUCUAAAUUUGCAAUAAACACUGUCAAAAAAAAAAUCAAUGGAGCAAUGAAGUGUUUGUCUUCUCAACACCUUUAUGGUUUAUUUAAAUAGCCAAGAGCCCGAAUGCAGAACUAGGCAAGUGAGAAUUCUUCAAUCUACAUAAAUGUUACUUUAAUCCAUGCCAACAGAAUAAAAUCAGAUUCAAAUAAGCUUUCUUCCCUUCAGGUCAUUUUAUUUCGUUUGUAGGCUGUUAAGGAUUUUCUAUGCUCACAAUUGGUCUAACACCCCC